GGAGCCAGCCCCAGAGGACAGGAGGGAUUUAGGAGCCAGGAGGAGCUCAACAUAAUUGUGGGCUGAGCAAGCCGUGGACAGCCACUGUCAGCAGUUGGUCAACAGGUGAGAAGCAGCUGGGUGGUGAGCACUGUCGCCCUUUGCAGGGGCCUCCCAGAGCGCCCACUGAAGACAACGAGGAUGCUGUCCAUAUUCAACAUCUGGGGCCCGGUCAACAGCGCGCUCUUCUACCUCAGCCUCGCUGUCAGCCUGGCCGGGCUGGGCGGCAACGCUCUGCUGCUCUGGCACCUCGGUCUGCACAUCAAGAAGGGCCCCUUCAACGUCUAUCUGCUACACCUGGCUGCUGCCGAUUUCCUCUUCCUCUCCUGCCAGGUGGGCUUCUCCAUCGCCAAGAUGGCGGCGGGCUACGAGGACACACUCCACUUCCCGGUCAUCUUCCUGUGGUUUGCUGCGGGGCUCUGGCUGCUGGCCACCUUUACUGUGGACUGCUUCCUCACCUACAUGCUCCCCUCCUAUUGCAGCCCCGCCUGCCGCCCCAGGUACACCUCGGUUGUGGUCUGCCUCCUGAUCUGGGCAUUGACCAUGCCGGCUGUGCUCCUGCCGGCCAAUGCCUGUGGACUGUUGUACAACGGAAUGAGUCUGCUGGUGUGCUUCAAAUACCACUGGAUCAGUGUCGUCUGGCUGGUGGUGCUGACGAGCAUGGCCUGCGUGGGGAGCAUGAUUCUCUUAAUCUGUGGGAACUGCUGCUCUUUGCAGCCACCCCCCAAGUUCUGCAAAGUGGCCCAGUGCUCCGGGAUCCUGCUGUUCUUCUGUCGCCUGCCCAUGGUUGUCUACUGGUGCCUGCGGCCAGUCAUAGCAUUCCUGUUCCCCUUCUUCUUCCCACUGGCCACCCUCCUAGCCUGCAUUGACAGCAGCGCAAAGCCCCUCUUGUACUACAUGAAGGGCAGGCAGCUCGGGAAGAAGGAACCUCUGCAGGUAGUCCUCAACAGGGCUCUAGGGGAGGAGUCCCAGUCAAGACUUGGGGGGCUAUCCCUGCCUAUGAGUCAAGUGUAGAGUGGCCCAUCCUGUCCUGUCCUCAUAGCUGCCAGGAGAUCCCAGUCUUGCUCAAACCCUUGCCGUGUCACAGUUUUGGCUCUAGGGACUUCGGAGCUCCCACUCAUAAGCAGGGGAGAAGGGAAAGAGGCCAGGCUGCCUGUUGAACAUGGCAAGGAGGACAGGGACAGACAGAGAGGCAGGGGCGGGAAGGAGGACCCCAGAGCUACAGCAAAGGCAUGUGCCCUGCAUCCUUCUGUCCCUAUGGCAUCCAAGCUGAGAAAACUGCCCCUCAGCCCCAGUGGUCCAGGCCACAGGAGCUUUGCCUCCUCCUGUCCGGUGACUGGAGGCUCAGCAUCAGCUCCUGGGGAGCAUUUGCUGCUCUUGGGGCCACUGACCCUUCAGCUCUGUCUACAAAGUCCUUAUGUUGGAUGCAUCCACUGCAAGGCCUCAUCUAAACUGCUAUUUCUCCCUCCCUCGCCCCAACAUUCCUCAUAAAACACCAGGCUGCCUCCCCAAUUCGCCAGUCUGGCAUUACCCAUGGAGGCCACAAGAUGGCGCUGUUUUACCACUAAACAGAUCCAGUCUGUCCUGGCCCCAGGGCCACUGCAAAUUGUUACAUACUGGCUACUUCUGCCUCCCAAGGCCCCCAAAGGGCCUUCACAGUGCCAGCGGGGUGCUCCUGCCUCCUACCCAGAUUCCAUCCCCAUCCUUCCACUCUUCCAACAUUGUGCUCAGGCAAGCUGUUUCUGCAGACACCACCCUGGCCUGACAGCCAGCUUCACCUACAGUUGGAGAAAACAGAAAGACAGCCAAGCUUCCAACGUGCACAUUGUUUUUGUAUGUUUUAUUAUGAUGGUUCUUUAAAAAUUUUUAAAAAAAACAACAAUUAUCUUCAUCGUCAUUCUUAAAGCACUCAAGCCCUGGGCCUGGAGAGAUGGCUCAGCAGUUAGGAGCACUGGCUGCUCCUCCAGA
Messenger RNA from Mesocricetus auratus (golden hamster), 2007 nucleotides. RefSeq names its product MAS related GPR family member G (gene Mrgprg). Lineage: Eukaryota; Metazoa; Chordata; Mammalia; Rodentia; Cricetidae. The transcript is spliced from 2 exons. Gene Ontology annotation, molecular function: G protein-coupled receptor activity. Gene Ontology annotation, biological process: G protein-coupled receptor signaling pathway. The record is from RefSeq and is a predicted model, not a curated record. Gene Ontology annotation, cellular component: membrane. Bases 181 to 1053 code for a protein of 290 amino acids.